Molecule: messenger RNA, 1886 nt
Organism: Coccomyxa subellipsoidea C-169
Lineage: Eukaryota; Viridiplantae; Chlorophyta; Trebouxiophyceae; Coccomyxaceae
Product: Rubisco activase
Exons: 9
Coding region: 28-1293 (421 amino acids)
Cellular component (GO): chloroplast stroma; thylakoid
Molecular function (GO): ATP binding; ATP hydrolysis activity
Source: RefSeq, a predicted model, not a curated record
GUCAAAGAAAGACAACCUAUCUGGCAAAUGGCUGCACUGACGGGCCUGCAGGCUCCCUGCUCCAUGGAGCUCGGCAGCAGCUUCACUGGUCGAUCAGUAGCUUCACCCUCUGGCCGCAUUGCUGGAAGGCCCCUGCGCACUCAGGUGCAGAACGGUGCGAAGGUCUUCGCAAAGAAGACCGGCAGCAAGUCACAGGUUGGCAGGUGGAAGGGUCUGGACGAGGAUGUCUCUGAUGACCAGCAAGACAUCACUCGCGGCCGCAACAUGGUGGACUCCCUUUACCAGGGCUUUGGCGUCGGUGCUGGUGGCACUCACAACGCCAUCCUCAGCUCUGAGGAGUACCUGUCCCAGGCCCAGCGCACCCUCAACAACAUCGAGGACGGCUUCUACAUCUCACCCCCUUUCCUUGACAAGAUCUCCAUCCACGUCGCCAAGAACUUCCUGGACCUGCCCAAGAUCAAGGUCCCCCUCAUCCUGGGUAUCUGGGGUGGCAAGGGACAGGGCAAGACCUUCCAGUGCAACCUGGCCUUCAAGAAGCUGGACAUCAACCCCAUUGUCAUGUCUGCCGGUGAGCUCGAGUCUGGCAACGCCGGUGAGCCCGCCAAGCUUGUGCGCCAGCGUUACCGUGAGGCGUCCGACGUGAUCAAGAAGGGCAAGAUGUCCUCCCUGUUCAUCAACGAUCUGGAUGCCGGUGCUGGCCGCAUGGGCGCAGGCACCCAGUACACCGUCAACAACCAGAUGGUCAACGCCACCCUCAUGAACAUUGCCGACAACCCCACCAACGUGCAACUGCCCGGUGUCUACAAGCAGGAGGAGAUCCCGCGCGUGCCCGUCAUCUGCACGGGUAACGACUUCAGCACACUGUACGCGCCGCUGAUCCGCGACGGGCGCAUGGAGAAGUUCUACUGGGCGCCCAGCCGCGACGACCGCGUGGGCGUGUGCAUGGGCAUCUUCCAGCACGACGGCGUCAACCGCACCGACGUCGAGCACCUCGUCGACACCUUCCCCGGCCAGUCCAUCGACUUCUUCGGCGCCCUCAGGGCGCGCGUGUACGACGACAAGGUGCGUGAGUUUGUGAGCACCAUCGGCUUGGAGAACAUCGGCAAGCGGCUGGUGAACAGCCGGGAGGCCAAGGUGACCUUUGAGAAGCCCGAGAUGGACCUGAACACGCUGCUCAAGUACGGCAACCUCCUCGUGGACGAGCAGGAGAACGUCAAGCGCGUGCAGCUGGCCGACUCCUACCUGAGUGGAGCCGAGCUUGCCGGCAAGAGUGGCGGCUCCCUCCUGGGCUGAGCGCCCCAUGCCCACCGCACUACACACCGCGAGAUGUCCUGCCUUCCGGCAGUGCACAACAAGCCUGGCAUUGCCGCUUGCUUUUGACAGCAUGCCCGUUUAGGUCUGCAGUGUUGGUAGGCGUGCAUGCAGAGGGCGCGGGUGGUGAGCAGGCGUGUGAAGAAAUUGGAGCAUGAGAGAAGAGUCUACCCUCGGUACCAUUGCAAGGUCGCGUUCUAGGGUGCACAUGAGAUUCCGAUUACUGCUGAACUGUGCCACUGGCAAUGGGUUCUGCUGACAGAUCUACUUGAUCUUGUUAUUGGAUGUCAUCACGUUAAGCAAACAGUGGUUUUAGGAGCUUCCAUGAAAGACCCAAAUGUCUGCUGAGGAGAACUCUUGGUUUUGGAGUCAGCGCACCGGCUCUCGGUCACUCAGUUUGUUGCCUUGUUCUGACUUGGGAGGUAAUCUCCGGUGUGAAAGCUGCAUGCUUGGCCUAUUGCUAUAUCAUGCAUAUGUGUCUAAGCAGUAUCAUCCUGAGUACGCAUGUCACAUCACCGUGACGGUGAUAUCUAAUGGUACUUUUCACUUCCGGCUGUAAUGUGAGUCUGUGCAUC